CGGAUAACCGAGAUCAAUGAAGGCUGGCAAGAGCUGAAACGAAACAUGUCGACUUCAGGAUAUUGCGACAAAAUCCUCUGUGCCUUAGGCUCCGAUUCUCCCAGAACCUGAACCUGGACUGAUCCUGGAGCCGCUGAAACACUAUACAUACAGUAUGAUGAUGAAUGUGUGUGGAUGAUGUGCGCGCAUCCAUUUCUGCUGGCAGCGGAGAGGAUACACAACCACCAUCGCAUCUCUUCAAUAAUCUGCCUCUGAAUAUUACGGAGGAGAGGAGACAGGAGGAAAAGAGGAGAGGAGAGAGGAGAGGAGAAAGGAGGAGAGGUCCAGGAGUGAAGGACGCCUCCAUCGCGUCUCCGGAUGGCUGCUCUGCUCCGUCCUCCUGACUGACCGGCCCGCCGAAGGACCGACAAGCCAAACCCACCGGUGGGACAGAGCCUAUAUAAAGCCCAGCAGCGGGUGUCUGUCACCAGAUCAUCAUCAUCAUCAUCAUCCUCCUCCUCUCCCGACCUGGAUUAAUCCUUCUUCUGUGUUCUCAGGAUAUAGCAUCCAGUCUGAGCAGCCAUGUCUCACGGAUGGGGAUACGGACCGUCUAACGGACCUGACAAAUGGGGAGAAGAUUACCCUGUGGCUAACGGGGACAGACAGUCUCCCAUCAACAUUGUCCCCAAGGAGGCCCAGUUCGACCCCUCUCUGAAGCCUCUCAAACUCAAGUAUGACCCCUCCAACGCCAGCGGCAUCCUCAACAACGGACACUCCUUCCAGGUUGACUAUGUGGACGACAUUGACAGUUCCACCCUGACGGGAGGUCCUAUUUCUGGAACGUACCGUUUGAAGCAGUUUCAUUUCCACUGGGGAGCCAGUGAUGACAGAGGCUCUGAACACACUGUCAACGGCAUCAAGUUCCCCUGUGAGCUUCACCUGGUGCACUGGAACACCAAGUACCCCAGCUUUGGAGAGGCAGCCAGCCAGUCUGAUGGACUCGCAGUGGUCGGGGUCUUUCUCAAGAUUGGUGCUGCCAACCCCAGGCUUCAGAAAGUUCUGGAUGGCUUGGAUGCUAUUAAGACCAAGGGAAAGCAGACCACCUUUGCUGACUUUGACUCAAAGACUCUCCUUCCUGGUUCUCUGGAUUACUGGACCUAUGAUGGCUCUCUGACCACGCCUCCCUUGUUGGAGAGUGUCACCUGGAUCGUCCUCAAGGAGCCGAUCAGUGUCAGCCCUGCACAAAUGGCCAAGUUCCGCAGCCUCCUCUUCACCGGAGAAGGAGACGCUCCAUGCUGCAUGGUGGACAACUACCGGCCUCCUCAGCCUCUGAAGGGCCGUCAGGUCCGCGCCUCCUUCAAAUGAACCCUCCUUCAUCUUCAUAGCUUCCUUGCCUCCCCCUUGCUCAUCCUUCCCUCCUUUUCCCGAACUCCCAUUUUCUUCUCUCCAUGCAGUCUUUACUCAGCUUAUAUUAGCCCUAUUGACUUGAAAAGUGCAGCUUACACUUUCUAUGACAUAGACUAACUGGAUGUAUCUUGAAUUAAAGAACUUUGAGUAUUUUUUUAAGCUUUGACGCUAUUAAGACCCCAUUUACACUUGUCAUUUCAAGUGUUCCUAUCCAGAUAAAAUCCAGAUGAUAUUUAAGGGACUUUGAUCUACACUGAUAUGUGUCUCUGUUGGUCAGAUCACACAUCUGAUUACAAUCCAUCUAACCCAGGGUGGGAGAUAGGGGGGUGGUGCACCUGAAUCUGUUUGGACACAUGAAGUAAGAGUGUGAAUGGGGUCAUAGAUUGUGCAUGUGUGUGCCACUCAUACAAUAUUAUAUACACAUUUUCCACAUGGUCAGACACUGCCUUGAAAGGUAGCCUAAGAAUGUUAGUCUAUAUCAGCUAACACAGGUAGCCUACCAAUGGACCAGGGAUCUACUGAAAUUGUCACAAAUACUAACAAUGGGACAGGAAUUCUGGCCCCUGGUCUCUUUUUGUUUUUCUCUGGCCUCACUAUAACUAAUAAUCUAAUCUAUUUUCUUAUUUAUAGCGUCUAUUGAUGUCUGCUUUAUCCUAGACAGACAUUCUAAAAGUAGUUGUGUUAUUAUAGGAAAUUUUAAUAUGUAUAACAAUUUCAAACAACAAUAAUGUACUUUUUGUUAGCACUAAUGCAUUGAAGUAAAAAAUAACGACAAACUACUGAGGCAGCUGUAUAUUAUAGGAUGAUGUGUGCUACUUAAGCAGUAUCCGAUGUGGAUGUAGGCCUAAAUUACAAGCAGGGAUAUUUAUCAGAAAUAAAAAAUAUUAAUAAAUCCUCCGUACUUUUUAAUAUAUGAAUAAUAUGCUUUGCCUUUUCUGAAAGCCUUCAUCGACUUUCUGAAGCUUCUUUGCUUCUAUGCAUUCCAUUGUGUUGUGACUUGUGCUGCAGACAGCUGCUCAGAUUGUUAAAAAUGUUUUUAUUGAUGCCUCAUUGUGUCACAAAGUGAUCGUGCUGAGUUUGGGGCCUGAGCUUUGCACUGUGGUCACCACCAUUCAACUGGCACUUUUAUACACGUAGGUUUUUAGACUUACAAUCACCUCAUGGUGGUAAUGCUAUGGAAUGUUCCAGUAUGUUGUGAAAGACAGUCCUACUUAGUAUUGGCUGAUGGUACAGCCUGAGACCAUGUCCACACUAAUUUUGUCUCUAUUGGGCUUCCAUCCAUUCUGGGUAAAUUAAGCUUUUUGGGCAAAAAUUUGCCAGAACCCCACAGAGACAUCUACAUUACUGUGGUCAUGGCUCAACUCACUCUAUCAGUGGCUCAACUGUACAAGUGUCACUCCAUUUUCUUUAUAAAAAACUAUGACAACUGAACUACCUAUCACCACAGUGCAUUAAACAUUGCCUUUAAGACUUGUGUAAGACAGAACUGUUAAGUUGGAAAGAAUUGGAAAGAUCAGUUUAUGACUCUACAUUACCACCCGCUACACUAUCAACAUAUAGGUCAUAGAGUGUUUCAUUAAAUUCUCAAUCAUUACUCCAUCUAACUAAACUGAGAUCAAUGGCAGAUAUUCAUAAGAGACCAGCGCAAUGUUACUUAUUAGCUUUUAUAUCAAUGUUAUAAAACAAUCAGUUUUCAGAGUGUGGCUUUAGUGAAACUGCUGUAACCUUUUUAAAGUGUGUCACUCAAAUCUGCUGUCACAUUACAGAUGGAAAAAAAUGUUUUUUUGUGAAUCUUUCAUGUCAUAAUGAAAAAUUAAUGUUAUCAAUAAAAACUCAUAACUUGCA
This is a messenger RNA of Sebastes umbrosus (honeycomb rockfish), 3231 nucleotides long. It is a transcript of the gene cahz, whose product is annotated as carbonic anhydrase. Gene Ontology annotation, cellular component: cytoplasm. Gene Ontology annotation, molecular function: carbonate dehydratase activity; zinc ion binding. The coding region runs from base 562 to 1344 and encodes 260 amino acids. The record is from RefSeq and is a predicted model, not a curated record. The transcript is spliced from 7 exons. Gene Ontology annotation, biological process: carbon dioxide transport. Lineage: Eukaryota; Metazoa; Chordata; Actinopteri; Perciformes; Sebastidae.